AUGCCCCAAGACAUGGAGGAUAACGGGGCAGACGUCUCAGAUCCCGUAUCCGAGAACGAGGAAGACUCGGAGACUCUGCUGAAAGACGAAGACGAGAGAAUGGCCGACCCAAUGGCGGCCAAUGGUUCUUACGAAGAUAAGAAGAAGUAUGAUCCCAAGGAUCCUUUGCGGCCGAGGCGGAAAAAAGCAAGGAGGGCAUGCUUUGCUUGCCAGAGGGCACAUCUGACAUGCGGAGACGAGAGGCCGUGUAAGCGGUGCAUCAAGCGUGGUCUUGCCGAUGCUUGCCAGGAUGGCGUGCGUAAAAAGGCCAAAUAUCUGCACGAUGCCCCUCCAGAGGCCCUUCGACCCGUUCUCGGCCCCAACUUCAGCCCUCCUCCUUCUGCAAAGGCCAACGGACACCGCCAUGAUUCUAUUCACUCCGACAACAACGUUCUUGGCACGGUUACGGGCGACGGCUUUCUAUCGCAAGGCAGUGCCACGUUCCCGGUCUAUCCAAGCGUCAGCCAGCCGCAGGUAGCCAUCCCUGAAGCCAUCCACCUCAACCCGCAGGCAUCACCCAUAUCGCCAUCUUUCCACAGCGCCUCCGCGGCGGGCCAAGCUCACAUGGGCGGCAUGCUCCAAGGAAACACCAUGGACUUUAAUGCUCUGUUCGACCCCAGCAACCCCGCGCUCUACAACUUUGAUCUCGAAGGCCUGAAUUUUGGCAGUCAAUAUGCCGGAUGGGAGUUUGGCAUUCUCAACAAGAUGGGCCUCGGAGCGGAGACACCUCCUCGGGAAAACUCCAUCUCGCAAACGCCAAAGACUGAGGCCAGUUAUGCAGCCAUGUUUGGCAACGGAAGUGGAUCGUAUGACGGCGCCAUGGUGGGCGACUAUGCCGGCAUGGAUCUCGGCGGCUCGAAUAUAUAUACCCAAGGCAAUCUUCAGCACGGCCUUCCCCACGCAUUUGCCAUUGCCGCCGGGCCCAACAGCUUGGCCAGCCCCAGCACCGACGCAACUGCCAGUCCGCAGGCCAUCAUGGAUGGUUCCCCGAACCCGGCGGCUGGCGGAUUCCCUGGCUUGCCAAACAUGACCGGGGCUUCUCGCCUCAAGCCGAAGCAGGACAAGAUGGUACAGUCGAUCCUCGGCAAGAGGCAACGGGACUCUGCAUCCAUCUACGCAAGCGUCAAGGAACCCUAUCCUUAUGUUGCUGGAUUCCACAACAUGAUAUCCGUCCUACGCAACAGACUACCGCUGAGCAAGCUGUGGAAGAUUGCUCAGUCGCUGGGAGAGAUUCGGCCGUCGUUCAUCUCCUGCACCAAGGACCUGACGCGCGAAGAUCUCAUCUUUAUGGAGAAAUGCUUCCAGCGGACCCUUGUUGAGUUUGACGACUUUCUGCAGCACUGCUGCGCGCCAACCAUUGUAUGUCGACGCUCCGGAGAGGUGGCAGCCGUAAACAAGGAGUUUGCGGCGUUGACGGGCUGGCCCAAGGACGUGCUCCUGGGCAAGGCGCCCAACCGCAACAUCUAUACUCGAUCCUCAGACGAGGGCACGGACGAUGGCGAUAGCUUAACUUCAUCUGGCCAAGUGACGCCUGCCAAGAACCAGCCGAUGCAGACCAACAACAACAAUAACAACAACAGCAACAACAACGGACGGCCACAACCAGUCUUCUUGGGCGAGCUGCUUGAUGACGACAGCCUUGUCGAAUUCUAUCGCGACUUUGCCCAGCUUGCGUUUGAAGAUAGCCGAGGCAAGGUGCAGCGCAGCGGCCGGCUGAUGAAGUAUCGCACGCAGGAGAUGCUGGAUGCCAAGGAGAUGCUGGGGCCUCAGAGACACCCGAGGACGGGCAUCCUGAGCAGUCGCGUCACCAUGAUUGACAGUGAGCACGGCAUUUCGCGCAUCGAAAAGGACGGCAAGGUGGACUGUACGUACUGCUGGACGAUUAAGCGGGACGUCUUUGACAUUCCCAUGAUGAUAAUCAUUAAUUUCUUGCCCCGAUAUCACCCCAACCAGGAGCCACAUCAGCUCGCUGUAUGA
This is a messenger RNA of Trichoderma aggressivum f. europaeum, 2016 nucleotides long. RefSeq lists its product as uncharacterized. Lineage: Eukaryota; Fungi; Ascomycota; Sordariomycetes; Hypocreales; Hypocreaceae. Gene Ontology annotation, molecular function: zinc ion binding; DNA-binding transcription factor activity, RNA polymerase II-specific; RNA polymerase II transcription regulatory region sequence-specific DNA binding. The coding region runs from base 1 to 2016 and encodes 671 amino acids. The record is from RefSeq and is a predicted model, not a curated record. Gene Ontology annotation, biological process: regulation of DNA-templated transcription; cellular response to starvation. Gene Ontology annotation, cellular component: nucleus. The transcript is spliced from 3 exons.